AUGAUGAGAGUGACACAACUGUGCAUGACGCUGUUGGUGGCCAUGCUGCUGAUAGGGGGAGCUGUGCAUGCGGAGCCCAAGGCCAAGCCUGACAAUACAUGCCGCUCGGCUGGAGUCCUCAAGUUCGACCCGAAGACACACCCCAUGCAGCGCACUAAGGGGAUGGAGGUGUGCAGCAAGUACCGUAAGAGCACGUGCUGUAAUGCCACUCAUGCUCAUGCUCUCCGCCUGAAGAUUCGGGAACCAGUGGUGGCCAAGUUUAGUCGCAAAUGCCAGGCGCUGACGGAGGAGAUGGCCUGCUCGUCUUGCCACCCGCUGAUGGGGACGUGGGAGAUGAAGAACGUGUGUCCGAGUCUGUGCAACGACUGGUACGAUGCCUGUAAGGACGAAUAUUACGCUUACGGAGGAGCUGGCACGUUGGCUCCAUGCUACGGCAACGCACUGGUGUGCUCGCCACUCAAGUCCAUUGCCAACUCUGGUGCAGACUUCUGCGUCCACAUGGGGUUCCACGUGGGCAGCGACUCGGAUGCCGAGGGCAUCGACUGCUUCGACGGAUCUGUACCUGAGUUGCUUGGCGAAGCAGAACCUACUGAGCCGUGGCAAAUGCGACUGAAGCGGAUGUUGGAAGAGGAAGCGGAGAAUCCGUCUGGAUUAUUCAUCGCAGGCUGCUUCGUUCUGGUUACGAUGAUUCUGAUGGGAGGGAGACUUGCUAGGCAGUUUGGAGAUCCCUUUGGUGGUGACCAACUCAACCUCAUGGAAGUGCGUCGCUUACAGCAGGAACGUUAUGAACGUGGUGAGCAGAUGUACGAUGAUGAGACCGAUAGUAGCAGCGACGAGGAGCACGCACCAAGGACAACGAUCGACCAGGCAAACGACGAGAGUGAAACCAGCACGUCAGCUACAUCAUAA
Molecule: messenger RNA, 909 nt
Organism: Phytophthora nicotianae INRA-310
Lineage: Eukaryota; Oomycota; Peronosporomycetes; Peronosporales; Peronosporaceae
Exons: 3
Coding region: 1-909 (302 amino acids)
Source: RefSeq, a predicted model, not a curated record